GAAGAUCACUGAUACUGAAGCCAAACAAGAUCCUGAGAAAGAUCAACAAAAGUAUUCUCUGAGCGACUUCCAGUCUUACAAAUCCUUUCAAAUUGGGCAAAAAUGAAGUUUCCAUUCAACUCCAACAUUCUUUUAGUCCUUCUUCUUGGCGUUUUCGCUCAUCAAGCCUAUUCCAUUUGCUGUCCCUGGUAUUUGAACAAGGAUGCCAAAUGCCAGUGUGACGAUGGAGGAUUAGUCCACCCAUGGGACUGUUGCUCCGAGGGGGCGUGCAACGUUUUCUGUUGCAACUGUGGAGGACCUUGUCGAGUAAACGCUACAGACCUUUCUUGGGAAAACAUUCUACCCACCUUGGAAAAUCGCCCUCGGCGUGCUAUUCCAGACGAGGAACAGGGAUACAAUCGAUUGGAGGACCCGAAUCGACUCUACCAUGAAUUAAUAGCCAGUGCAAUGCAUUUUGCUAGCAUUGAUCAAGAUGGUGACCAACAACUCAGUUACGAAGAAACACUCUCCUAUCUUUCCAAGACCAAGAAAAACUUUGCUCAUAGAUUUCGCAACCCCAAAGAGGCGUUUUGGUUCAGCAACAUGGACAAGAAUGGAGAUGGGCAUAUCCAAUUAUUUGAAUUUGACGAGGACGUUCAACUCUUCGAGUCUUUCCUGGGCAAGCAAUGAAGAGAGAACGUUGUCAACUUUAUUUAUUUAGCUUGCAAUUAAAUGAACAUGGACCUUUGAAUCAAUACAAGCUGAACCGCAAAACCUUAACAUAAACGAUGAUAUCUAUA
Messenger RNA from Tigriopus californicus, 779 nucleotides. RefSeq lists its product as uncharacterized. The transcript has 3 exons. The record is from RefSeq and is a predicted model, not a curated record. Gene Ontology annotation, molecular function: calcium ion binding. Bases 103 to 669 code for a protein of 188 amino acids. Lineage: Eukaryota; Metazoa; Arthropoda; Copepoda; Harpacticoida; Harpacticidae.